Messenger RNA from Ailuropoda melanoleuca (giant panda), 2572 nucleotides. It is a transcript of the gene KIRREL1, whose product is annotated as kirre like nephrin family adhesion molecule 1. Gene Ontology annotation, cellular component: cell-cell junction; plasma membrane. The record is from RefSeq and is a predicted model, not a curated record. Lineage: Eukaryota; Metazoa; Chordata; Mammalia; Carnivora; Ursidae. Gene Ontology annotation, molecular function: cell adhesion molecule binding. Gene Ontology annotation, biological process: cell-cell adhesion.
CGUUCCCACCGUGACAUGGUCCCCAGGUGGAGCUGGUGCCUUCGUUCGUCCGCGUGCAUUGUCGCCACAUCUGCAGAGACGUGCGGUGGACACAGAUCAGGCCGGACCCAGACGCGCUUCAGCCAGGAGCCGGCCGACCAGACGGUGGUGGCGGGACAGCGGGCCGUGCUCCCCUGCGUGCUGGUCAACUACUCGGGCAUCGUGCAAUGGACCAAGGAUGGGCUGGCACUGGGCAUGGGCCAGGGCCUCAAAGCCUGGCCACGGUACCGGGUCGUGGGCUCCGCGGACGCCGGGCAGUACAACCUGGAGAUCAGCGACGCCGAGCUGUCUGACGACGCCUCCUACGAGUGCCAGGCCACGGAGGCCGCCCUGCGCUCGCGGCGGGCCAAGCUCACCGUGCUCAUCCCCCCAGAGGACACCAGGAUCGACGGCGGCCCUGUGAUUCUGCUGCAAGCGGGCACCCCCCACAAUCUCACAUGCCGAGCCUUCAACGCCAAGCCGGCCGCCACCAUCAUCUGGUUCCGGGAUGGGACGCAGCAGGAGGGCGCUGUGGCCAGCACGGAACUGCUGAAGGAUGGGAAGAGGGAGACCACCAUUAGCCAGCUGCUAAUUAACCCCACAGACCUGGACAUCGGGCGUGUCUUCACCUGCCGCAGCGUGAACGAGGCCAUCCCCACUGGCAAGGAGACUUCCAUCGAGCUCGACGUGCACCACCCCCCCACGGUGACCCUGUCCAUCGAGCCACAGACGGUACAGGAGGGUGAGCGUGUCGUCUUCACGUGCCAGGCCACAGCCAACCCCGAGAUCCUGGGUUACAGGUGGGCCAAGGGUGGCUUCUUGAUUGAAGAUGCCCACGAGAGUCGCUAUGAGACAAAUGUCGACUAUUCCUUCUUCACGGAGCCUGUGUCCUGUGAGGUUCACAACAAAGUGGGCAGCACCAACGUCAGCACCUUAGUAAACGUCCACUUUGCCCCCCGGAUCGUAGUUGACCCCAAACCCACGACCACAGAUAUUGGCUCUGAUGUGACCCUCACCUGUGUCUGGGUGGGGAAUCCCCCUCUCACCCUCACCUGGACCAAAAAGGAUUCAAACAUGGUCCUGAGUAACAGCAACCAGCUGCUGCUGAAGUCAGUGAGCCAGGCCGACGCGGGCACGUACACCUGCAGGGCCAUCGUGCCCCGGAUUGGCGUGGCUGAGCGGGAGGUGCCCCUCUACGUGAACGGGCCCCCCAUCAUCUCCAGCGAGGCGGUGCAGUACGCCGUCAGGGGCGACGGUGGCAAGGUGGAGUGUUUCAUCGGGAGCACGCCGCCCCCGGACCGCAUCGCCUGGGCAUGGAAGGAGAACUUCCUGGAGGUGGGAACCCUGGAGCGCUACACGGUGGAAAGGACCAACUCGGGCAGCGGGGUGCUGUCCACGCUCACCAUCAGCAAUGUCAUGGAGGCCGACUUUCAGACGCACUACAACUGCACGGCCUGGAACAGCUUCGGGCCUGGCACGGCCAUCAUCCAGUUGGAAGAGCGAGAGGUGCUGCCCGUGGGCAUCAUCGCCGGGGCCACCAUCGGUGCGGGCAUCCUACUCACCUUCUUCUUCAUCGCCUUGGUGUUCUUCCUCUACCGACGGCGCAAAGGCAGUCGCAAGGACGUGACCCUGAGGAAGCUGGACAUCAAGGUGGAGACUGUAAACCGCGAGCCACUCACGAUGCACUCGGAUCGGGAGGAUGACACUGCCAGCGUGUCCACGGCCACUCGGGUCAUGAAGGCCAUCUACUCGGUGAGGGUGCUCUCCUCCCGGCCUACUCCCCUCUGCAUGUUCUGGGGACACCUGCCCCAGCUCUACUACGCGCAGCUCAGCACGUACAGCCGUGCGCCCGCGUCCGACUUCCCCGAACCCGCCGCCCCCGGGCCCGCCGCCCCCGCCGGCGCCGACUCGGCCGGUACGCUGUCCUAUGAGAACUACGACAAGUUCAACCCGCACCCCUUCCCCGCGGCGGCGGGCUACCCCACCUACCGACUGGGCUACCCCCAGGCGCCGCCGUCGGGCCUGGAGCGGACCCCGUUCGAGGCGUACGACCCGAUCGGCAAGUACGCCACGGCCACCCGCUUCUCCUACACCUCGCAGCACUCGGACUACGGGCAGCGGUUCCAGCAGCGCAUGCAGACUCACGUGUAAGCCCGGAGCCCGGCCGGGCGCCUCUGCGGGGCAGAGGACGAGGCUCUCACAGCCGUUCCCUGAUAUUCAGGGGCGUUGCGCGUUGCUCCCGGCCCGGACCAGCCUUCCUCCUCCGCUGUCGCCUGGCAGGUGGGGAGCAGGUCUCCCGGAAACACCCCGUCCCGAGGAUGGUGCUCUGUGCAUGCCCCAGCCUCCCGGGCCUGCCCUUCCCUCUUCCUCGGGAGGACGUGUCUCUUCUGACCUGCGCUCUGGCCUGGCCCCGGCGUGGGGACAGGGAAGCGAAGGUUGUGGAGAGCAGAGGGGGCACUUUUUAGCAUUCCCAUUCCACGCCACCCCUCUGGUCUCCCCUAAGUGGACAGGGCUGUGUGACGAUGAGCAGGCGUUGGCUUAGGGGGACAAGCUA